Molecule: messenger RNA, 1637 nt
Organism: Darwinula stevensoni
Lineage: Eukaryota; Metazoa; Arthropoda; Ostracoda; Podocopida; Darwinulidae
Source: the annotation of a GenBank genome assembly
CGAGGAUUUCCGCUUUCCCCACUGCGAUUCCCAACAUGAAUCUUUUUCUCGUCCUCGCCGCGUCCGCGAGCAUUCUCCGAUCCGUCGACGCACGGGAAGCACCCGGACUCGGGGAGCCUUGCGAGCCAGGCGUGGACACCUGCCGGGACUGGAACGCGGAGUGCGUCGGCGAAGACCCAGGCGGCUUCACCUGCGAGUGCGUCCAUGGAUUCGUGCAGGAUGGGGGAAACUGCAAGGUGCCACCUGGGGGCCUCUGCUCCGACUCGCUCGAGUGCGUGAGCAACGCGGAAUGCGACGGCUUCGGAAGCUUGCUCAUUUGCUCGUGCCUGGAUGGAUUCGUGGACGAUCGUGGAUUCUGCAAAGUGGAGGUCGGCGGACCGUGUCGGGAUGCAGACGAGUGCGUGACAAACGCAGAUUGCUUGGGGGAGCCCGGAACGUGCCAAUGCGAAGAGGGAUUCCUGGAGGAAUCGGGACUUUGCCGAGAAGCACCUCGACUCGGGGAGGCAUGCGACCCGGAUGGUGCCCCCUGCGAGGGCCCGAACGAGGAGUGCCUCGACGAUGGAAGCGGCGCUUCCACCUGCCGGUGCCAAACGGGGUUCGUGGAGGACGAGGGAGUCUGCAAGGUGCCAGCCGGCGGCCCCUGCACGAACUCGACGCAGUGCGUCAGCGACGCGCAGUGCACGGACAUGGGCGGCGGGACCGUGUGCACCUGCAACGACGGACACGUAGAAGUCAACGGACGAUGCAAGGUAGCCUUGGGUGGGGAAUGCCAAGAUACCGUUGAGUGCGUGGAAAACGCGGAGUGCGUCGACGAUACGUGCCAGUGCAUGCAGGGAUUCCAGGAGCACUUCGGAGAAUGCGUGCCAGAGGAUGACCUCGGGCUGGGCGAAUCUUGCGAUCCGAUGCUACAGAAUUGCGUGACGGAGAAUGCAGAGUGCGUCGGAGAUCCAGGUUCUGCGACGUGCCAAUGCAUGGAAGGAUUCUUGCAGGAAGGAGACAACUGUGAGGCGUGGAACCCGGGGCUGGGCGAGCCGUGCGACCCCGAACUCGCGCCGUGCACCGCCGAAAACACCGAAUGCGUCGGGGAACCCGGUUCGCAGACGUGCCAAUGCGAGGAGGGACUCGUCCAAGACGGGGAAAUCUGCAGGAUGCCGUUCCUGGGGGAAGAAUGCGACCCGGGCCGGGAGUGCGCGGCCGAGAACUCCGACUGCUUGGAACACGCCGGGGUCUGGACCUGCCAGUGCUCCAUGGGCUUCGUGCAGGAGCAGGCCGAUUGCACCGAUCGCAUCCGGCACGAAUGCCAUUCUCCACGGAUCGGGACGGAGGACCGAAUCGGAAUCGCGAACGAGCGAUUGGAAUCCCCGAAGACGCAUCCGGAGAUCGGCGAAGAGCUCGGAACCGCGCGGAGCGUUCGUCUCGGAUUCGAAAAGACGGGAAAAAUCGAGAGAGGAAAUCGCGGCCACCGGGAAAGGAAACUCGGCGAUCUCGAAGAAAGAGAGCCGGUGUCCGUCGUCUCGAGAAGGAACGACGUCACCCCGAAACGGUCGAAGGAGCAGGUGGAAACGGACGAGCUUGGCAUCUUUCGGGAGGAUUUAGGAUCGAAAAAAAUAUCGGUCGACGGUCCUUUUCGAACGUAG